Cryptotermes secundus is the source of this 4954-nucleotide messenger RNA. RefSeq names its product nicotinamidase (gene Naam). The transcript is spliced from 9 exons. Gene Ontology annotation, molecular function: calcium ion binding. The coding region runs from base 32 to 1114 and encodes 360 amino acids. NCBI's taxonomy places the organism in Eukaryota, Metazoa, Arthropoda, Insecta, Blattodea, Kalotermitidae. The record is from RefSeq and is a predicted model, not a curated record.
AUACGCGGUAUUCCCAACAGAACAACAGAAGAUGGCAAACGGUGCCGAUACUAGGUAUGAUGUGAGUGCCGACAUAGACUGGUUUGAUCGAUACAACACGAAGGGGAAUUUUGACAUGGAUGCAUGUUUCAACGCAUUUGAUAAGGAUGGUGAUGGAUACUUGAAUUUAAAUGAGUUUCACACCAUUUGUCGAGCAUUGUUUCGAAAUGACAAAGGAAAGAUAUAUUCUCUGGAGCCAAAGAAGCUGCAAGACAUAUUAUCAGUUUUUGACAAAAAGAAGGAUGGACUAAUAGACAGGGAAGAGUUUGCAUUCUGCUGGAACAAUUGGAUAAAAAAGAUUGUCCGUCCGGUGAGUGUGUUUCUAGUUGUGGAUGUUCAAAAUGAUUUCAUAUCUGGAACAUUGAAUAUCAGCCAGUGUUCUGCAAGGCAAAAUGGUGCAGAGGUUGUUGAACCAAUAAACAAACUUCUUGAGACCGUGAAGUUUGAUACAGUCUUCUACUCUUUGGACUGGCAUCCUAGUGACCAUGUCUCGUUCAUCGACAAUCUUCCACAGCGUAAAGUGCAUUCAUCCAGUCCAGUGAGUGCUGAAGAAGCUAGAACAUAUGACACAGUCAUCUUUGAAGGUCCACCGCUCAUGAAGCAGAGACUGUGGCCAAGACAUUGUGUACAGGACUCCUGGGGAGCGGAAUUACAUAAGGAUCUCAAGAUUGUGGACAACUCCAUCAAGAUAUACAAGGGAACAAACCCUGAAGUGGAUUCGUACUCUGUUUUUUGGGACAAUAAGAAACUUACAGAUACUACGCUGGUGUCACAGCUCCAAGAAAAAAAUGCAACAGAUAUCUACAUCUGUGGAUUGGCGUAUGAUGUUUGUGUCGGAGCUACUGCAGCCGAUGCUUUGGCAAUUGGUUACCGGACUAUACUUAUUGAUGACUGUAGCCGUGGGGUUGACCUAAAGGAUAUUGAAAAAACCAAGAACACGGUCACAAGUAACAAUGGUGUUAUUGUUGACUCUUCUCAGGUGAAGGCUAUGGUUGAGGGCCGUGAUAGAAGACCUGAACUGGGCUACAAGCUGGCUAUGGAGCUCAAGAGCAUCAUGUCUGACAAAUCUAAGUAGAAAUUGAGUAGCUGCAAGUGAGAGCGCUUAGUACUUCACUACCUUUUCAGAUUUCUCCAACAUAGUGCUUUACACAUUAUGCUUUGAUAUGUGUUUCCUGUUGAGAAUAGUGAAAUUUUUGCAGUUCCUUUAGGUACAUGAUGCACCAGACUUGGGCUUUGUGUUCAGGUAGAGAAAAAUGCCUCACCUUUGAUAACCAGACUGGAGAUUGCAUUCUGGUUUUCACUCAACAGCGUGAAGAUGCUCUAUGAUCAGCCAUCAGAAAUUUGUCUGGAAACAGCAUAGUAUAUUAGCAUUUUCUAUGCUAGACUGAAGUCUUUAAAUUGUGGUCACUUGCCAUCCAUCACUGAUGAGAAGAUAAGACAGUUGGAGAGUAGAACUGGUUGAUUUCAACUGUUCUCCUUUCAUUUAGGGAUGCAUUUAGCUCCAGUGUACCAACGGGAAUUUUAAUAAUCAUUAAAAAUCAGGCUGAUAUUUUAAUCUUGUACAGUACAUGUAAGCAGGCCUUCAUAAUUGUCUCACCUUCUCCUCUUUGGAGGAUAGUACAUGAUUGUGUAACAGCAUUCACAGUAUUAGUCCUACCUGACAUGUUACAGGUAUUAAAAUGUAAAAUAUUUUUACCUUUUUAGAGGCCUCCUUUUUAAUGUCUUCUUCCACUUGGUUAAUAUAAUUUUGAAGGGAUCGUAAUAGAUCUCACCUUUCAGCAUGUUCUAAUAUCUUUUGUAGUAUUAUACAAAACUGCCAUUGACUAAAUUUGUAACUGUGUAAUUUUGUCUUCAUUUUGUGUACUACUGACAAAGGUGUAACAGAAAUCUGUCUCAUGAAACACAUUUCAUCUGAUAUGAUGGUGUAUAAUGUAUUAUGUAAACAGUCAUUUGUUUAAGCUUAAAGUCGUGUGGGUUGUGAUGCUGUGUAGUACCAUAGGUAGGUAGGUACCAACUUAGUGCCUUCAGCUCCUAUUAUACCUUGAGGAUGGAGGCAACCAGUUCCUCUGAAAUGUUGGAACCUAUACCAUAUUAAACAGUAUCACUUCUCAGAAGACUGUAAUCCAAAUAUUAACUGAUUGAGAAUGAGAAGUGUCAUAUACUCAGUCAGUUGUACUCCACCAGUACACCCUUCCUGCUUUUCACUUCUGACUUCUCUCUGCACAUGCUGAAUAUAUAUAUAUACUUGAAGGUUUAUUCUUCAUAUGAUUUUCGAAAUUCAUUGGAAUCAGGUUGUUAGUUUUAUUCACUUGAUUAGCACAAAAGGAAGAAUUAAAAAAAAAUUAAUUGAUUGAACCAGUUAACUCUAAUGGCUUAUUUAUUAUGCCAUUUAAAUUCAUAGAUAAAAUAUUGAACUACAAGCCCAUUAAGUUCAUUCUGUUUUGAAAUGCUGAUUUAUAGUUCACAGCUAUCAUAGAGUGCCUGCAAACUGAUCAGCUGCCCAGGUGGAAGAGAUCAUCACUCCUCUUGUCUAUUCAGGCCAUGGAGAUUAGGAAUCAACAGGCCUGUUUCCUGAAACAUUCAAACAUAACACUUUCCCAUAUUACAGCUGGUGCUGGAAAUGUGUUAUGCCUGUAUUCCAGGCCCCCCUCCAUAAGAAGUUUACAUUCAUGCAUUGAAGUUUUUUUUAAACUUGGAACCCCAGUCUCCUGUGCAAGGCAUUUGCUUGCUUCUGCCUGGCCAGUAUUGUAUAAGUAAUAAGAAUGUCUACACUGCAUAAGUACUUAAACUUUUUGUGUCUCUGUAGAUGUCUGUACUCUGCAUGUACUUCUGAAUAUCAGUAUAGACUGCACUGUCUUGCAGUAAAGUAGAUGAGUGCUUUACAAGUCCAUGUACAGGGUCAAAGUUGUUUGAAAUUUAUAUUCUAUUUUCCCACAGCUCAUGCAGCUUUCAGGUUGUUAAUAUAUGUAACUUCGAAUGUAGUAUGUUAUAGUGGUACAUUGUUAUUCUGUAAUUGUUCAUAAAUUAGCAAAGAUUUUCUGAAGAAGUGGUGAAUCUACUGGAAAUGCAGUUCUGGGCUCACAUUUUACAAGGCAGUAAAACAUCAGUUUCACUUUUUUUAAAUCUACUAUAUGAAUUUAUUUUUUAACUUGUAAUUUUCUGAAGAAUUAGGGACAGCAUUCUUUUUUAUUUAGUUAGGGAAUCUUCCUCUUUUCCAUGUUUGAAAAUGUUGCAAGAUUAAUUAUUAUUACCUCAGUUCUCUUUUGUGAAAUACAAGAGUGAAACAAUUCAUAUGUGGGGUGUUCAAUAAGUAACAUCUAAGGAUGUGUUACUCUUCAACAUGUAUAUCCAGUGUAACAGGGAAUAAUGGACAAACAUUCUGGUUCUGUAAAUAUUUCUAGAACAAUGGAGACAUUUGUCCCAGCAGUACACACAUGUUUGAAUCCAUCAGAGAAGAAAGGCCCAGUGUUUGCACCCACUGGUCUUUAACCUUGUUAUCCUGUCACAGACUUUCUGUGUCGGUGUUGUCCCAAAAUGUUGUCUACAGCAGCUUACACAUAGACUGCUGGGAAUAUCUAAUCUGUCCACCACUUAGCUGUGACAUCACACUUAACAGUUUCCAUUUCUUUUUUGGGUUGCUGAAGAAGCAGUUUGAAGGAAAAUGCUUCUGACAUGAUGAUGAAAUUAAACUGAGGUGUGUCAGUGCAAACACUGACCCUUUAUUUCUUCUACAUGGGAAUUGAAUGUGUGGUAUAUUGCUGGAACAAAUACCUCAGUUGGUCUUGUUAUUACAUUGAGAAAAAGAGAACUUGUGUGUUACUCCUUGUUGCAAGUUGUAAACAUAUCAAUUAUAUCCAGUAGUGAUUCAGGGGUUAAAUAUGUUGGUUCCAGGGUCCACAAUUUACUUAUUUUGCCACUUCUUAUGUUUUAAUAAUCAUACAAAUUAAAGCUCUUUAUUUAUAUUUAAAUAUUAUAGUGCAGGUCAGAGAUUGUAAUUAUACUGUGACCUCUGGAAAGUUCUGUUUUCAGUAAAAUAGCAAUAGCAGCUUUGAAUUGAGCUGUUAACCCUGUAAAGCACAGUGGUAACUGUAUGUACCACCUGCUUUAACAUGAAGAACUCUGCGAUCUGCCCAUAGACUGCAUGCAUGGGUUUCACAUGAUUUUCAGAAUAAACGGCUUUAACCAUUUGGUGUUUGUAAUGGAAGCACAAAGUGUUUUCUAUGAGGGAGGAACUGAAUUAUUAUUAUUUUGAUGAAAAUGUUUUAGAGAAUUGGUGUUAUGCUCUUGUAUUUUUGCCUAGUCACUUGUUUGAGUGAAUUAAAUGUUUGGGGGUAAUAAAAUGAGCAGUACUUAAAUGCAUAUUUGCUCAGUUGCCUUUGACAUGUAAAGCAGACAUAUUUAAUACAUUUUUUAGACUGCUUUUUAUUCUGACUGACUCUGUGUGUACUUUGCAUUGUAAAUUUUAUGACAGUACUAAAUGAGGAACUGAUCUGUUGUGAAAUGAUUUUGAGAAUCCAUAAAAUGCAGUGAACAGUGGUAAUGGUAAAGUUAAGAAGAAAAACAGAAUAAGUUUUAACUUGGAUAAGGAACUGAAACCAGAAAUUCUUAAUGCACCUUUUGAUUUCAAAAAAAAUUCCAACUCAUUGGAUAAUAAAUCAAUUUUCUUCUGAAAUGUCUUUAAGAUCUAUUUUUCUUUCUUCAGAUUUUUUUUUUUUUGUAAAAUUUCUUGCAUUUCUCUAGAAAGAUGUAUUUUGUGAACCAUUGAAAUAUGUCUAUAUUACUCGUGCUAUAUAUUUGACACUAAGUAACAUGGCAAAUACUGGCAACUGAUAAUACAGGAUGGGGCGCAGAAACUUCCUUUUUUUGAAGGCGAAUAAAAGAAAAAUUAUUGCUGAUAGACAAAAUUUAUGUUUAG